Messenger RNA from Zea mays, 1025 nucleotides. RefSeq names its product PLASMODESMATA CALLOSE-BINDING PROTEIN 2. The transcript is spliced from 3 exons. Lineage: Eukaryota; Viridiplantae; Streptophyta; Magnoliopsida; Poales; Poaceae. Bases 190 to 753 code for a protein of 187 amino acids. The record is from RefSeq and is a predicted model, not a curated record.
CAAGAGGAAGGAGCGGGAGAAAGAGAUCCUCCUCUCGCCUUGCGGCUCCCCGCCCCCGACCGUAUCGUCUCCCUCUUUCACAUAUCCCCACACUCAUCGCCCUCUCGCUCCACAUAACCACAUUCCCUUCCCACCACCUUUCCUCUCUCUCUCCUCGGCCGCCGUUCCUGCUCCGUCCACCCCCACCACAUGCGGCGGCGCGGGCGCCUCCCCGCGGUGCUGUGGCUCGUUGCCGUGACGUUGGCGGCGCUGCUGGCGCGGCCGGCGAACGCGGCGUGGUGCAUCGCGCGGAGCGGGGCGUCGGACAAGGCGCUGCAGUCGGCGCUGGACUACGCGUGCGGCCCCGCGGGGGGUGCGGACUGCGCGCCCAUCCUGACCAGCGGCCUCUGCUACCUGCCCAACACGCUCGCCGCGCACGCCUCCUACGCCUUCAACUCCAUCUUCCAGCGUUCCCGCGCCGCGCCGGGGGCAUGCGACUUCGCCGGCACCGCCACCGUCACGCUUACCGACCCCAGUUAUGGAUCAUGCACCUACCCUUCAUCUCCAAGCACUGCCGGGCAAACAGGAUCACCUGGUUCAACAUCCAUGCCAGGGACUCCCACGUCUUUGUCGCCAAAAGGCACUGGAAGCACCGGAGGAUUGAACCCACCUGACGUCGAUUCUACCGACUCCAAUGCUGAACCUCUGGCGACCGCGUCCCUCUCAUCUCUUGCUCUGCUCUGUUUCAUGUACAUGUUCUUGCAGUUGUGGUGAUGCAUGGAUGAUCUAGCUAGGUUCAGUAGAGCAUUGAGACGCAGUAUUGUUGUUGCAUCAUGAUACAGGAGACCACACCACAGUUUUGUUCCAGGGAAUUGGUUGGUUUGUGGUAAGCCGUUCAAGUGUAAGGCAAGAGUACCCAUUGGUUGGAUUCUCAACUCAUUAGGCUUCUUUUCGUCUAAAAGGUCAUUAUGCUUCUUUUUUUUCUUGGGGAUCUGAUUAUGUUUUGUUGACGAUCUUUUUUUUUGGUUGAUUUGAGCUUGGUUUUU